Aspergillus brunneoviolaceus CBS 621.78 is the source of this 1068-nucleotide messenger RNA. RefSeq lists its product as uncharacterized. The coding region runs from base 1 to 1068 and encodes 355 amino acids. The transcript has a single exon. The record is from RefSeq and is a predicted model, not a curated record. NCBI's taxonomy places the organism in Eukaryota, Fungi, Ascomycota, Eurotiomycetes, Eurotiales, Aspergillaceae.
AUGACUGAUUCCGCCAAGGAUAGUCUAGAUGUGAACACCAAGCCUAGUGAUACUACGCCCGUGAAGCGCAAACCGCCGAAACUAAGACGCAAACCGCCGGCUGCUGAGGAGUCACCUACUGAGAAGAAAGCUGCGCCAGUCGAGGAGACGUCUAGUGUUGAGAAACCCCCGACUAAGGACUCAGAUUCGGACCAGAAGAAGCCUUCCAAGGAAUCCAGCGCUGAGAAACCUGUGGAGGAACCCCGCGGUGGGAAACAGCCUGCUACCAGCGAGGAACUCCCGCCCAUCGAAAAACUUUCUAUCUCGGACGAAUCGCCCUCUCCUGAGAAGCCCGAAGAGUCACCUCCAGUUGAGAACUCAUCCCCAACCCAGGAACCACCGACCGAGGAGCCAUCAUCCCCAGAAGAACAGCCCCCCUCUCCGGAACCCGCUGCAAACGAGACACCCCGGCCCACCGAAGAAGCACCUCCACCAGAAGAGCCCCCGGAACAUUCGCACUCACCAACGCCAUCAAACCAAUCCGACUCCCCCGCAAAACCCGACCCAAUGGCCGACGACGCCAAGUCCGCCUCCUCAAUGGACGAGCUCAGCGCGCCGAGCUCCCCGCAACCCGAGCCCGAACACCAACCGGAACCGCAGCCCCAACCCCAGCGCCAGCGCCAACGCCAGCAACGCCGACAACGCCCCGUGGCCACCCCGCCGCCCCGCGACCCCUCCACCGCAUCGAGCUACCGUCAACAACGCCGCCGCGGCCAGCGCAACGCCGGAAACCAGGACCUGCUCCCGCUGGGCUCGCUGGGCGACACCGGCAACCUGACGCGGGGCGCGGGCGAACUCGUCCAGGACACCGCGGGCAAGGCCGUCAGCACGGUGGGCAACACGGCCGGGAAGGCGGUGGGCGGGGUGCUCGGGGGCGGUGGCCAACAGCAGCAGAUGCAGGGCCAGGGCCAGGAGAAAGGGGGUGGGGGUAAAGAGGAGCAGCUGCGGUUGCGGCUGGAUUUGAAUCUCGAUGUCGAGGUGCAGCUUAAGGCAAAGAUCCAUGGGGAUUUGACGUUGCAGCUUUUGUGA